Molecule: messenger RNA, 852 nt
Organism: Oppia nitens
Lineage: Eukaryota; Metazoa; Arthropoda; Arachnida; Sarcoptiformes; Oppiidae
Exons: 2
Coding region: 164-793 (209 amino acids)
Source: RefSeq, a predicted model, not a curated record
AUAGAUUUGUUGGUCAUGUAAUGCAUUGCACGUGAGUUGACUUUACAGUUAACUUAACUUUUUGUUUCACGUGUUGACCAGUGUUUCCAUUUGAAGACAUUUGUCGUCAUUUUCAGACAUUAACCAUAUUUUAGGUGACAAUUAUACCAGUGUUUAGACAGUCAUGUCAGACAAUGAUCCCAGAGAUGAACAGAUGAGGAAAGAUAGCAUUGAUUUUUUCAUAUCACUGGUAAAGUAUAAGAUUGAGUCCAAGAAGUCGAGCCGUCCGUCAAAUUUUGGAGGUCAUAUCGGGCGUCAUAUGAGGAAAGAUCUGAGGGAUUGGUUUCUUAACAAAUAUCCAAAUCCUCCGGAUUUCGUAAAAUUCUUUCACGAAAACAAUCACAUCUUUAAAUAUGACGGCAAUACCGGCGAUAUUCUGCUUAAGACACCACAAAAACGAUCUGAACGAUCAAAACAACCGAAACCGGAUCCGUUGGUUUGUCAGACCAAUUCACACAACCAAACCAUUAACACUUCGACUGUGAAGAUCAAUAACUCAUGCAAUAAUCAAUUGGAUGAGUGUUGUCAUCAUUACUCGCAAAUGAUGGAUGAAAAUCCAAAGAUUUCGGUGAUUGAAUUCCGAAAGUUGACCGAAGAUCACAAAUUGUGUCUAUUGUUGACAAUGAUUGGCAAUUUGCACACCGAAUUCAAAGCCAGAUUUGCCCGAAUGACUACAACCGAUGCCAUCAUUCAAACUUUGAGUACCGGUUGUGUCCAUCCCCGUCAUAACAGUCAACCGUUUGGCGAUAAUUAAUUGAAACCACAUUUAUGUAAAUUACGGUUUAUAUUUUAAACAGUGUCUUAAUUUCAUUU